UAUCGGCGGUCAUCGCAGAGACGCAGAGCUUGAAAGCCUUCAUCAGAUGCUAAAUCCGAAAACUUCUCUUAUAAAACAGGGGCAGAGUGGAUCGGCGCUGGUCUGAUCAGGGUUCAACGAUGGCGUGGUGUAUUCUGGGUGCUGCAGUCCUCAUGCUGAGCCUGGGGGUGGAUGGGGCAGGGGGUGGAGAAGGGGGCGGGGCAGGGGGUGGGUCCUACGUGGCGGCCGUGUACGAGCACCACCUCAUUCGGAACCUGCAGCCCAAGGUUUCGCUGAGCCGGCAGGAAGCGCUGGAACACAUGAAUAAGAACCUGGACGUGUAUGAGGAGCAGGCUGCUGCUGCCGCCAAACAGGGUGCCCACAUCAUUGUGUUUCCAGAAGAUGGCAUCCAUGGCUUUAACUUCAGCAGGGAGUCCAUCGCUGGUUACCUGGAGACGGUGCCAGACCCCACGGCUGUGAGCUGGAACCCCUGUUCUGACCCAACCCGCUUCCCUAAUACUGAGGUUCUGCAUCGUCUCAGCUGCAUGGCCAAGAACAACGGCCUGUACCUGGUGGCAAACAUGCCGGGGCGUGAGGAUUGUGAUGCCCAGACCCCCCCCUGCCCCCCCGAUGGGCGCUACCAGUUUAACACGAAUGUGGUGUUCAGUGCUAACGGCACACUGGUGGCGCGUUACCGCAAGCGGAACCUGUACAUCGAAUUCGAGUUUGACACGCCUGCUGACCCCCAGCUCAUCACCUUCGACACACCCUUCGCUGGUCGCUUCGGCCUGUUCACCUGCUUCGACAUCCUGUUCUACAACCCAGCGAUGGAGCUGGUGGAGAAGCUGGGGGUGUGGCAGCUGGUCUUCCCCACAGCCUGGAUAAACACGCUUCCCCUGAUGGAUUCUGUACAGUUUCACCGCUCCUUCUCCUACGCCACCAACACCACCCUCCUGUCCGCUAACCUUCGCGUAGAUGCUGAGGCAAUGACCGGCAGCGGGAUAUUCAGCCCCCGGGAGGCUCUAUAUCACCACGCACGGGCGGGCGAGCCAGAAGCUGGCCGGCUGCUGGUGAAAACUCUGCCUGUUCUGGACUCCCACAGGCCUGACCUGAUGGAGUCCAGAACAGGCCCCCCCCUCCCACCAACCUUCUCAGGAGAGCAGGAAUCCCAGCAAUACCAGCAGGGGGACGGGGAGUGCCAGCGGACUGUCCCUGAGGGAAGGGGUCACCCAGAGGAGCCAGCUGCCCCCAGCAGCCCCUUCAAGGCAGUGAUGAUAUACGACCAUUACGCCAUGGUGCUCGUAGAGGGUGCUGAGGGAAACCUGUCUGUGUGUGACAACGCACUCUGCUGCCACCUGCAGUUCCGAAGGCGCACUGCACCCCAGGAGCUCUAUGCCCUGGCAGCCUUCGAUGGCCUGCAUAUGAACAGUACGUACUAUGUUCAGGUGUGCGCGCUGAUUAGGUGCAGCGGUCUGACCCCUCAGACCUGUGGGAAAGCGAUCGACCACGCCGACACGCUCCUGGACUUCCGGCUGAUGGGAAACUUCAGCACGCGCCACGUGUUCCCAAGCGUGCUCGGGAGCCACAUGCAGCUGGACCGCAUCGACCACAGCGGCUGGGAGGGGCGGGGCUUCUACAUGACCCGCCACGGGAUGGAGCGCGGUCUGGUGACUGCUGCGCUCUGCGGCAGAGCGUAUGACCGGGACCACACCCACACCGCCGUCAGGGGAGUGAUAUAAACGUGUAGAAAUACUGACUGUCUCACACUGGAAUAUGAACACGUGCACAUGCAGUCAUUUGGUGCAUCAUGGGGAAUGGAGUGAAGUGUGUGUGUAGAACUACACUGGAAGGGUGAGAACUGGAAUUUAGCUUGUAUUUUUGUUUCUGUCCUGGGACAGCGAAGGGUAUGGUAAGCAGGUAAAGUGGGGGGGGGGGGUAAACAGGUAAAGUGGGGGGUAAGGUGAAAUCUGCAUUCAGUAACUCGGGUGGUGAAUUUCCUCAUCGAUGGAGCUCAUUCUCUCUAGAGAUCCACACUGUAGCUGUCAAAGUAGCACGAAAACUGUAAGAUUUCAAUAAAAAAUCAUCAAUAAGUUCAAAUGAAA
Anguilla rostrata (American eel) is the source of this 2081-nucleotide messenger RNA. RefSeq names its product biotinidase-like. NCBI's taxonomy places the organism in Eukaryota, Metazoa, Chordata, Actinopteri, Anguilliformes, Anguillidae. The transcript is spliced from 4 exons. The record is from RefSeq and is a predicted model, not a curated record. Gene Ontology annotation, molecular function: hydrolase activity, acting on carbon-nitrogen (but not peptide) bonds, in linear amides. Bases 120 to 1718 code for a protein of 532 amino acids.